This is a messenger RNA of Anopheles funestus (African malaria mosquito), 1595 nucleotides long. RefSeq lists its product as uncharacterized. The record is from RefSeq and is a predicted model, not a curated record. Bases 516 to 1244 code for a protein of 242 amino acids. NCBI's taxonomy places the organism in Eukaryota, Metazoa, Arthropoda, Insecta, Diptera, Culicidae. The transcript is spliced from 2 exons.
AACGCGUUGACGGGUUUUGACCCUUAUCAUUUUAUUUAAACAAUUUAAUUGGAACUUUUUUACCGAAGACAACAAAUCUUACAUUUCUUCAAUUUCAAAAUAUUACCAAUCAUUUAUUACAUACCACAUCAACUUGAAAAUAUUCACAUUCCACAAAAGUAUAUUUUUAGUUUUACCAACUCAUCGAGUACAGUUUAUUUUUAAGCUCUUUGAUAGCCGCAAUACUCGCAGUUUGUCGAGUAAUAGGUUCCAUCAAAACGGCCCCCCAUAUUGGAAUUUGUUAUGUUUCUUACCGGAUGCGGAUUGCAGAAUUUGGACCAUAUAUUUUACGACUCUCGAUGAUAACGGAUUAUCAUCCACAGUAGUGUUCCUGGGUUGACAUGGUAUAAAACACCGUUGGACGGAAGAUAUGGUACCAGAACGCGUCCUACAGCGAGUGGAAAGGCUUCGAAAGUUUUUCGGAAAAUCAUUUAACUCAUUUAUCGUUACCGAGUGUCGUGAAGUUCCUUGGAAAAAUGAAGCAUUUCAUCGCGGUGGUAGUAUUAUGUCUCGGAGUGGCCAAGCUCUCGGAGGCCGGUCGUCCCGUUUCAACGGAAGUGGUCCAAAAGCUGAAGGAACUCGAGCCAGUCUACAAACAGCUGCAGGAUACAGUGAUCAACGAGGUAGCUGGGGCGAAGCUAGCUACAGCCACUAGUACCGAUGCAUUCUACAAAGCAGUCAUUGCCGACAAGGAGACGUCUCUGGCCACCUCGGUUCAGCUUGAGGACGACAUGAUUUACCAGCUGAAUGGACAAGGACCGUCGGCCGAUUCGUCCUGCUUACAAAUGAUCCGCAGUCUCGUAGACAACAACAUGAACGUUGCUGGCGUUGGCUACUCGAACUGCGUCAACAAGGUCGAGGCAGGAGUGAACGAGGAAUUGGACAAGGUCUACAAGCUGCUGCAGGUUGAUGAAUCAGAGCUCUUUGACAUCAGUCUGUUGGAUGUUUUCCAAGGCGAGAACAUCAUCUUGGAUCCAUCGAAGAUCGUCACCAAAUUGAACGACAAGAGAACCGAGAUUGACGGUAUUUCGUUGAACUUCGUCUCCACUAUUAACGCAGCCGUCAAUGCAUAUGCUUCCCGUCUUGGUGAUCUGCAAAACACGUACAAAACCUGUCUGCUCAGCAAUGAAUCCAUUCUGAAGGCUACUUUCGAGAGCGGCAAGAAUCAACUCGUUCAAAUUUGUCUGGGAUCUAUUGUCCAGUGAGGAAUACGAGCUGACCGUUCUGAGUGAAUAAAAAAAAAGUCCAGUAAGCAACUAAUUGCAUAAUGCUCCUUCGAUAAGAUAAUAAUAAAUAAAUUUGUUUAGUCUAUAAAUUCUUAUUUUUUACUUCAUUUGCUUUACAGAAGACAUGUCAAUAAAUUUUGUGAUAUAAACCUGUUACUUGAUGGUUCUAUUAUGCCUAACUCACAAAAAAUCCUAAAAAAAAUAAGUUCUUAGACCACAUCAACGCAUUUGGAUAGAACGGAAGAGUACAUCAAACCAACAAAAAUAUUGCGUAAAAACUAGUUCAAAGUAUGGUGCUAAUUCCUAGUGGGGAAAAAAAUAAUUGAAAAA